GUAAAGUUCACAACAUCUAUGGUAUUCUUGCUGGUUUGUGCAUACUAGAAGAAAAAGACGAAGAAUUCAAUCUUCUAAUGAAAUAGAAUGCAAGAAACAGUGAAAAAUUCUGAAGAUCACAGGGAAAUGGCGGAUACAAUACCAACAGAAAGGUCUAACCACAAUAAUAGUGCAAAUGACGAAGAGAAGGAUCUUAGUUGGGAAGAUAGGCAUUACAUACCAAAGCGGGCAGAUGCUCGCAGAAGCGCUGAGGGUCGCCAGACCGCUGAUUCGGGCAUGGAUCCAAAGUUAGCUCUUCAAAAAUUGAUGAAUACCCGUACAGGUGGAACUUACGUACCUCCUGCAAAAUUAAAAGCACUGCAGGCUCAAAUUACAGAUAAAAACUCUCAAGAAUACCAAAGAUUACAAUGGGAAGGACUAAAGAAAUCAAUUAACGGACUUGUUAACAAAGUGAACAAAUCAAAUAUCAAGGAAAUUAUUCCUGAUUUAUUUCAAGUAAAUCUAAUCAGAGGACGCGCUUUGUAUUGUCGAAGUAUUAUGAAAGCACAAGCGGUUUCGCUCCCAUUUACUCCGGUUUAUGCUGCAAUGACGGCCGUAAUAAACACAAAACUCCCGCAAGUCGGAGAGCUUCUGUUAACAAGACUUAUUGUUCAAUUUCGAAAAUCUUUCCGCAGAAAUGAUAAAACUAUGUGUCUGAGCUCAACAAACUUUAUUGCCCAUCUGAUCAAUCACAAGAUAGCUCAUGAAAUUGUUGGCCUACAGAUUCUUGCUGUACUUUUGGAAAGACCUACCGGUGAUUCUAUAGAAGUUGCAGCAGGGUUUCUUCGAGAAGUUGGUGCUUACCUCUCUGACAUUUCUUCUAGGGCUUUCAAUGGUAUAUUUGAAAGACUUCGUACGAUCUUACAUGAAAAUCGACUUGAACCUCGAAUUCAAUUUAUUAUUGAAGUAUUAUUUCAAGCAAGAAAGGACAAAUUUAAAGACAAUCCGACUAUACCCAGUGAGCUUGAUUUAGUUGAAGAAGAGGAUCAAAUUACUCAUUUCAUUAGUUUGGAUGAUGAAUUGGAUGUUCAGGAAUCCUUGGGAAUCUUCCAUUUCGAUCAAGAUUUUGAAGAAAAUGAGUCCAGAUAUGAUUUCAUUAAACGUGAGAUUUUAGGAGAAGAUGAAGAAUCCGAAGAAGAAGGUGGUGACGAAGAAUCUAUAGAAAGUAGUGAAGAUUCUGAAGAAGAUGAACCUGCUGGACAGGUACAAGAUAAAAUUGUUGACAAAACAAAUACAAAUAUCGUAAACCUAAGAAAGUCAAUUUAUCUUACGAUCAUGUCUUCUGUCGAUUUUGAGGAAUGUUGCCAUAAGCUAUUAAAGGUACAGUUACCGGAAGGCCAGGAAAUAGAGAUGUGCAACAUGAUCAUUGAAUGUAAUAGUCAAGAGAGGACUUAUGAAAAAUUCUAUGGGUUGAUCGGCGAACGUUUUUGCAAACUUAAUCGAAAUUGGCGCUCAACAUUCGAACAGACUUUUAAAAAUUACUAUACUACCAUUCACAGAUAUGAAACAAAUCGCUUGCGAAAUAUUGCUCUGUUUUUUGGAAAUCUUUUGAGCACCAAUUCCAUUUCAUGGUCGGUGUUUGAGAAUGUCCGAUUAACUGAAGAUGAUACAACCGCGUCCUCUCGUAUUUUUUUAAAAAUUUUGUUUCAAGAACUUUUGGAAGCUAUUGGUUUAAAAACGUUGGUUAACAAAUUUCAUGACCCAGAAUUAGUACCUUAUCUGCAUGGUGUAUUUCCAACGGACGAACCUCAAAAUGUUCGGUUUUCGAUUAAUUAUUUUACUUCUAUUGGCUUAGGAGCAUUAACCGAAGAAAUGAGGGAAUACUUGUUGACAAUGCCAACGCCAAAACCCGAUGAUGUAUCUGAUUCUGAGAGCUACACAUCUAGGUCUUCGUAUUCACGGUCUUCUUCGCCGUAUACAUCGGACUAUUCUCGUAGCAGAUCUUCUUCUCGUUCUUUAAGCCCUCCAAGAUCUAGAGGACGUUCAUAUUCUCCUUCUCUCGGCGAGUUAAGUCCUGAUAGAUCACGAGAUGAUGAUAAGCGUGGAAGAAGUGGAUAUCCUCAUACAGACAGAAGCCGCUCUUAUUCAAGGUCUUCGUAUUCCAGUUACGGAAGGUCCAGGACCAGAUCACAAAGCAGAUCACCUUCGUACGAUUAUAGACGAGAGAGGUCGCUCUCCCGAUCAUUGAAUAGAAGACCAUAUCGUCUGUCUAAUCGUUACAGGAGACAUGCACCUAGGAGAUCACGUUCCAGAUCGAUAAGUCCGAUCAGUGAAAGAAGUUACUCGCGUUCACCUAGUAGAGGAAGGUCUUAUUCUCGUUCAAUUUCCCCCCGUGGAGACACUUAUUCUUCGCGUCGGCGUUACCGUUCAAGAUCUAUUUCUUAUUCCCCUUCUCCUCCGAGAUAUAGACGGAAUCGUUCAUUUUCGCCUUCUCCUCACCGAAGAACAAAACGGGCUAGGGACUCGAAUUACAAUCAAAGGUCUUACAGAGAAAGAAGUGAAAGAAGUAGAUCGCCAUCACCGUUCACUCUUAGGAAAAUGAAAACCAGUGAGAUCCAAACUGAAAGGAAUGGCAGAAAUUCGCACAUGGGUAGAUCUUCAAGGAAUGAUAAUGGUAAACUAGAAGCUCCUUGGCUACAGCAUUCAGUUGAAGACAGCAGGCACUAACGCAAAACAAAAGUUUUUGUAAAUAAUGUUUAUUCCUUAAUAUUUUAUUAUAUAUGAUAUUAUAUAGAAAGUCAUUUCAACAGCCCUUUUUGAUACUCAACUAAUAUAUAAGCUCCACUGAUUUAUCACACAAAAAGAAUAAAUAUAAUAUAAAAAUAUGAGCGGAAAGUAAUAAAAAGAAGAAAUAAACAGGACCUUC
Messenger RNA from Schizosaccharomyces octosporus yFS286, 2905 nucleotides. Its product is annotated as splicing factor Cwf22. The record is from RefSeq and is a predicted model, not a curated record. Gene Ontology annotation, cellular component: catalytic step 2 spliceosome. Gene Ontology annotation, biological process: mRNA splicing, via spliceosome. Gene Ontology annotation, molecular function: RNA binding; protein binding. The coding region runs from base 88 to 2706 and encodes 872 amino acids. The transcript has a single exon. Lineage: Eukaryota; Fungi; Ascomycota; Schizosaccharomycetes; Schizosaccharomycetales; Schizosaccharomycetaceae.